UAAAUUAUUACUGAUACGUUAUAAUUAUAUGUUUGACUUCAUAUUUCAUUCGCCGUUUUUAUUGCAUUGCUCAUUUUGUCGAUAUAAUAUAUUUUUUAACCUUCUUAAGUACAUUCAACGGUUGAUUACAGGUUUUACAGCGUCGAACCAUGAUUUGUAUUUUUUAGGGAUUUUAUUUUACGCAAAAAGAUGCCAAACAAGUGCAGUUUCAUUGAAAUCUAAUCAGAGCGCCUUGAACUAGACUUACAGAACUUGUAUUAGACAAGUUAUUUAGGAAACGACGUCACAUUAUGUAACAUAGCAUAUUGCUCUGUUUACUUUGAUAUCAGAAGCAUUUUAUAUUAAAAUAAUGGCUGAGAACAGACCGAUAGAAGAGGCAGCGAACGGAAAUUGCGACUCAAGGAUGUCACAUGUAUCGACCUCAAAUGAAAAUAGACAAGUUCAAGAAUCAAGUAGUAUUAGAUAUACAUUGACAAGUAUAAGCUCCGGAACGCCAUUUAACUUUGGCAUUAGGACAGCAGAACGCUCUAGAAUAUUUGGAAAUAACAUCUCUUCCACUAUUCAAGGAAUUCGUCCUCUCAUACAACAAGCAGCGCCUAAUAUAUCAUUGACAUCACUCUUGGCCAUUCAUGGACUCCGAAAUCAGGUACAUCCAGUCGCCUUACCAAGUGAUAGCUAUGUGAUCGAUUUAGAAGAGCCUGUAACAAGCAGCACAGAUUCUCAUGAUGAAUCUGGACAUAAUCAUCAUCAUUAUCAUGUAGCAUCGACUAUGCCAAAUAAUUUUUCAAACAAUAUGCAUGAAGCUGCAAAUGAGGUUGCUGAAAAUCAUAAUAAUAAUAAUAACAACGCCUCAGAAAAUACCACCAAUGGCAAUGUACAGAUAGGUCCAGAGGCUCGGGCGAUGCUGAAACAACUUCAGCAAUAUGUUCCUUUUGUUACAAUUCUUCUUACCAAAAGUCUUUACGAUCACAGAGCAGGCGUACUCACGUUUAUCAUACUACUCGUCACGUUUAUUCAUGCUAAUAAUGACCUCAAACGCGAGAUUGCCAAGCAACACAAUCGGAGCUGGUCAUUGCUCAUGCUGAUUCUAUGCUACAUCACUGCAUGCAUUAUCUUUGUUGUUUAUACAUUUGACUUUUAUACCCUCGCUCCUUACGCGGAACCGCUCACGAUCUGGGAAUUGCUUUGCUACGUCACAAUUAUGGACUUCUUCCUCAAACUCAUCACCAUCAUCUGCAAAGUUCUCUUGACUUGCCUACCAGUGCGAAUACUAGCAUUCCAGAAUCGAGGAAAAUAUUAUCUUAUGGUGGAAGCAAUGUCGCAGCUCUAUCGAUGUGUCGCACCUGUUCAACCGUGGUUAUAUUACCUGCUUGAAACGUAUCAGGGUCCGGAGAAAAUUAUAGGAAUUUUGUUCUCGGUGAUGUAUACAAUGAGCAAGGGUAGCGAUCUACUGUCACGCCUUAAACUGUUUCGCACUGCUGCAUGGAAACUGUUUCAAAACGUGAGCUUAGGAGUAUCUCCGUCGAAGGAACAGUUAAUUGCAUCCGGUGGUAUAUGUGCGAUUUGCCAUGAAGAAUAUAUCACGCCCGUUAGACUUCAUUGCAAGCACAUCUUCUGUGAAACGUGCGUUUCGACGUGGCUUGACAGAGAGCGAUCGUGCCCCUUGUGCCGUGCGUCCAUUACGGACGAUCCAAUUUAUCGAGAUGGUCAUACAACACAUUUCGUUCAAUUAUAUUGA
Molecule: messenger RNA, 1738 nt
Organism: Pogonomyrmex barbatus (red harvester ant)
Lineage: Eukaryota; Metazoa; Arthropoda; Insecta; Hymenoptera; Formicidae
Gene: Rnft2
Product: ring finger protein, transmembrane 2
Biological process (GO): positive regulation of ERAD pathway
Molecular function (GO): ubiquitin protein ligase activity
Source: RefSeq, a predicted model, not a curated record